CAAAAGCAGGAAACGAGAACUCGCACGAGACAAACGUUAGAGACCAGAAACUGAAGUGUCGCUCACGAACGGGACGGACAAAAGUAUGUGGACAGCGGAGCGCAGCCCCUAAAACUCCCGCUUCAACAGUCAGGACGAAGUUUUUCAAAGUUUCUGCGGCUGAAAAAGUGACGUGAAACUUUUCUACCACAGCUGAGGAGUCUUCCUCAGUCUUCCUCAGUCUUCCUCAGUCCUCCUCAGUCUUCAUCAGUUUCCAUUUCAGACACUUUAAAACAUUUUCUGUCUGUGAAAAUAAAAACUCCAAAACUCAUCAAAGGCUCAAAAAAGUGAAAACAGUUUUUAAAGUUCUAAAAUAAUAAAGUUGGAAUGGAAAGUUUUCACACCUGUGGACUCUCACGUGAACCUGUCCUCUCUGAUUCCAAAUUCCCGAUCAGCAGCGACACACAGGAUGAGUGUCAGUGAGUUUCCUCAAUCGCUGAUCAAUCACUGAUCCAUAACGGUAUCUGAUACCUGUACGAUAAUGAAAGAAAACGUUUUAAACUCUAAACAGUUAAAAUAAUUCAAACCUCCUGACGCGGUCCACAGGACGCAGCUGAGUCUGCAGGACUCAGAUGGACUCACCUGGUCUCUGCCUUACCUGGCGGGGACCCUGCUGAUGUGGGCUGUGUUGACCCUGAGCGGUGUCUGAAGGCUCAGCGGGGCACAGUACAGUCUGGAGGCUUUGGGCCUCAUGUGGACAGCAGGGGGAGACAUUGGGGUGGUGGCUGUCUCUGUGGACAAGCUCCACAGUCUCAUCACCGUGACUUAGUGACAUCACUGAUGUCCACCUCAGACCUCUCUGAGAUGCUGGGGGUCCCGGGUGCUGAGUCAGAGUCUGAUUUGGACUUUCAGGUGUUGGUUUGUGUGUAAACACCUCAGACUGUUUGCUCUCUGAUCCCUCACCUGGACCAAAGCUCCACCCCCUUACACCUGACCACCUUUAAACACACACACACACCUCAGCCAGACUCUGAGCACACCUGGUUCUGGGUGGAACCUGGUGAACCUGGACGGCAGCGGAUCUGUGGCAGACUUCUGACACAUCCUCAGACUCAGACUCUCAGGAUGGCGAGCACGGCGGCUGAGCUGGCCCGGAGGAAGGCCCGGGAGCAGGACGGCGCCGGCAGCCAGGCCAACGCCAUCCCCUUCAACCAGCAGGACUUUGAGCAGCUCCGCGGUGAGUGUCUGCAGAACGGCUCGCUCUUCUGCGACCCGACCUUCCCUGCAACCUGGGACUCUCUGGGAUACAACCAGCUGGGACGCUACUCGUCCAAAACCAUCGGAGUGGAGUGGAAACGACCCACGGAGCUGUGUUCUGAACCUCAGUUCAUUGUUGAUGGAGCUCAAAGAACCGACAUCUGUCAGGGAGCUCUGGGUGACUGCUGGCUGCUGGCUGCCAUCGCCUCUCUGACGCUGGACCCUCAGAUUCUGAGCAGAGUGGUUCCUCCUGCUCAGAGCUUCAGCUCUCAGUACGCCGGCAUCUUCCACUUCCAGUUGUGGCAGUAUGGAGAGUGGGUGGACGUGGUUGUGGACGACCGGCUGCCCACCAGAGACGGGAAACUGCUGUUUGUCCACUCUGCGGAGGGAAGAGAGUUCUGGAGCGCUCUGCUGGAGAAAGCCUAUGCCAAGCUGAACAGUUCGUACGAGGCUCUGACCGGAGGUUCCAGCAUCGAGGGCUUUGAGGAUUUCACCGGAGGGAUCGCAGAGAGCUACGACCUGAGGGAGGCUCCGCCCUUCCUGUUCAACAUCAUGAGGAAAGCUCUGAAGCUCGGCUCGCUGCUCGGCUGCUCCAUCGACAUUUCCAGCUCGUAUGAGACCGAGGCCGUCACCAGUCAGAAGCUGGUUAAAGGUCACGCCUACUCCAUCACUGCAGCUGAGCAGGUUCAGCACUUUGGUUCUGCUGUGGAGCUGCUGAGGAUCAGGAACCCCUGGGGUCAGGUGGAGUGGACCGGAGCCUGGAGCGACGAUUCGAAGGAAUGGGACGGAGUUCAGCCGGAGGAGAGGAGGAAGCUGGAUCACUCUGCUGACGAUGGAGAGUUCUGGAUGUCCUACAAAGACUUCCUGUGUCAGUUUUCCCACCUCGACAUCUGCAACCUGACGCCCGACAUGCUGACCAGCAACGAGGUCGGUCGCUGGAACUACGCCGAGUUCGAGGGUGCGUGGAGGGUCGGCUCCACCGCCGGCGGCUGCAGGAACUACCCCGGUACGACUGGAGCAGCCACGUUCUGCUCCAACCCUCAGUUCUUCAUCCGGCUGGAGGACGAGGACGACGACCCUCAUGACGGCGAGGACGGCUGCACUGUCCUGAUCGGUCUGCUGCAGAAGGACGGCCGCAAGGAGAGACGCUUUGGACGAGACCUCAACACCAUUGGAUUCGCCAUCUAUCAGGUUCCUGAUGAGUAUAAAGGUCGCAGUAAUGUCCACCUGGGCCCGGACGUCCUGCUGAGGAGGGCGGCUGUGGCUCGCAGUCAGACCUUCAUCAACAUGAGGGAGGUGUGUGGCCGCUUCAAACUGCCGCCCGGGGAGUACGCCGUCGUCCCCUCCACCUUCGAACCGCACCGCAAAGGAAGCUUCAUCCUGAGGGUGUUCACGGAGAAGGAGGCCCACACCAGUCCGAUGGAGGACGACGUGAACGCUGAGAUCCAUGAGCCUGAUGUUGGACACAACGACGUGGAUCCUCACUUCAAACGUCUCUUUGUCCAAAUCUCUGGAAACGACGCGGAAAUUUCAGCCUUCGAGCUCCAACAGAUUUUGGACAAAGUGGUCGCUCAGAGAUCUGAUGUGAAAACCGACGGCUUCAGUCUGCAGACCUGCCGCGACAUCAUCAGCCUGCUGGACACGGACGGCAGCGUUAAACUGGGCCUGGUGGAGUUUCACACUCUGUGGACAAAGAUCCAGAGAUACCUGGAGAUCUUUAAGAACCAUGACUCGGACGGUUCUGGUACGAUGAGCAGUCAUGAGAUGAGAGCAGCUCUGGCUGAAGCUGGAUUCCAGCUGAACAGCACUGUGAUCCAGGAGAUCAUCGGUCGCUACGCCGACACGAGCUACGCCGUCGACUUCGACUGUUACAUCGGCUGUUUGAUCCGUCUGGAGCUGCUCUUCAAAAUGUUCAGAACUCUGGACAAGAAGAAUCAGGGGAAGAUCGAACUGGACCUGCAGCAGUGGCUCUGCCUCGCCAUCAACUGACCGUCACCUGCUCCAAGAGCAUGCUGGGAGUUUUCACCUGCAACACCCGCAAAGCUCUGAUCUAACCCUGAUCUAAACUUCAUCUAAACCUGAUUUAAACCUGAUCUAAAUCAAAUCUAAUAUUAAAUCUCUGCAGUUUGUCCUUAAAUCACAGUUGUCCUCAGGACUGUUGAUCCUUUGUUCAAACCUAGUCGUAGUUGGGGUUCGUGUCUCUGAUGUGUGGAUCAUCUGUUUAGUGAAUCUCAAUAUGUUGAACACAAAACAUGAAACGAAGCAAUAAAAUCCUGAAAUCCAGAAAAGACGUCACCACAUAUGAAAAAAGAAAAACGUGAUGAACCUGUGACCCUCUGAGUGACUGAAGGCUGAUCCUGUAUGAACCACCAUCAGAACAGGUGGUGCAGCUGGUGCUGCGCUGUGGUCUCAGCUCGUGGCUCAGGCUCUGAGUCGUCCUGCUCUGCACACGCUGUCAAACCUCUGAUGCUAAUCAGAGAAAAAUGCUUUAACUUUGAUUUGUACAAAUAAAAGUGACA
Toxotes jaculatrix (banded archerfish) is the source of this 3755-nucleotide messenger RNA. Its product is annotated as calpain-2 catalytic subunit-like. The record is from RefSeq and is a predicted model, not a curated record. The coding region runs from base 1105 to 3225 and encodes 706 amino acids. Gene Ontology annotation, biological process: proteolysis. Gene Ontology annotation, cellular component: cytoplasm. The transcript has 21 exons. Gene Ontology annotation, molecular function: calcium ion binding; calcium-dependent cysteine-type endopeptidase activity. NCBI's taxonomy places the organism in Eukaryota, Metazoa, Chordata, Actinopteri, Toxotidae.